AUGAGUUCUGAAAAUGCUGUUUGUGAUUUAAUAGGUGAAUUAGAUGAUAGUGGCUGCGUACAAGAUGAUUCUAUACAGAAUGGCUGCCCUCAAACUAAUCUCAUGGAUAUGCCAGACGAUGUACUUUUCUACAUUCUCCAAUGCUGUACUGCUCGAGACUUAAAAGCACUUGGAUACUGUUGUCGAAGACUCUGCAGAUUAGUCCAAGAUAAAGCUCUGUGGCGUUAUGUGGAUGCGAGGCAGGAUAAAUGCAGUCGUGCUAGAUUGAAAUGGCUUAUAGAUAAUGUUCUCCAGGAAGACACGCAGGUUUUACUGCUGUCGGGAUAUGCAAGGGAUGGAGAGGGAUGCUUAGGAUUUAUGAAUGUUUUGCGGGAAGAGGGUGAGAGGGAGAAGGGUUCUCCUCAAGCUGGCGCAAGUUGGGAUCACGUGGAACACUUUGCUUUACAACUAACUCCAACAAGGACUGUCGCUGAAAGAAAAAUGUUCUCACCGCACGAUUACUGGUUCCGUCGAUGCAGUGGGCUGCCCACAUGGGGGGAUAACGAAGUGGGCAGAAGUGGUCCACAAGACUGUAUUGGACCACAGUUUUCCCUAUCUCAGGAUCUAUUGAAGGACCUGAGGACCAUGUGCCCUAGACUACAUACAUUGGCGUUGGAGUUCUGCAAUAUUGAUUGUAGGAAUACCAAUCUCAGUCAUUUUCCAAAAACUCUGAAGAAGUUGUCUUUGCGUGGCUCCAAAUGCUACAACAUGGUGAUGGAUAAAUCGUUUCUGUUCAGAAUCAAUUCACAUCUACCGGGAUUAGAGAGUCUAGACGUGUCCUCGUGCGAGUGGAUGGACCCGGCGACGCUGCUGCCGCUGAGCAAGCUGCCGGCGCUGCGGUGGCUGGCGGCGCGCCGCUGCCCCAAGAUGACCGAGUUCGUGGCGUACGCGUCGCUCACCGCCAGAUAUGGCUUCCGGACGCUCACGUCUCUAGAUCUAAGAGGGUCACCGGUCGGUGACUCAGAGAUAUCAGCCCUCGGAUGGUUGCCGAGUUUAGAAAAGCUAUGGUUGUCAGCAAGCAAGGUCCCCAAAAAUACACCACAGCCCCAUGCACAUUUCAUAGAUGACCCGGGAGUGACGCACAUACAGUUACACGAUUGGGAGAUACAGGAACCGCAUUUAUUCCCAGAGAAGCCAGAAAACCCAUACUACUAUUACGAUGAUGAUGCUAUGGAUGUUAAUGAAAAAGAACGUGAAGCUCUAAAACGGAAACCGGAAGAUGAAGACGAGAAUGAAAAAGAAAAUGGCGACGUGAAACAAUCUAAAAAACGCCGUAAAAGUCACGAUGUUGACAAUCAUAAACGUCACGAUGACUUGAGCUGUCAAAAGAGUAGAUUCUUUUUGCUAAACCUUCAUAAUGUAACUGAAGUAAAGAAAGAUGGCGAUGAUAUACAGGGUGAUGUUAAUGUUAACGUAAGUACUAGUAAAAGUGAUGAUAAUGAUGACGAAAAUGAUGAUAAAGAUGUAGCUAAUGAAUCAAGCAAUGAUGAGACUGAAGAAAUAGAAAAUAAUAAUGAAAAUAAUGAUGGAUCUCAGCAUUCUUCAAAUAGUAAUAGCAAUAAAAAUGAAAUUAAUGAUAAACAAGAGCCAAAUGAUGAGCAAAACGUAGAAAUUAAUGAUGGAAGAUCUCAAAAUUCUAUAGAUGAUAGUGAAAAUGAAAAUAUUCCAGUAAUUUUAGAAAAUGAAGACGCAUCAGAUAAUUUAAAAGAAGGUAUCGGAGAGAACGCGAAUUUUCCUAAUUUUAAAAUUGGGGAAAGUUCAAAAUGCGUAGACGGUGAUGGGGAAAGCGAUAAUUCAUCACAAGGUGAAACUGGCCAAUGCUCGUAUUCUAUAUUAAAAAGUAUAAGAGAUUCUUCAAAUAAUGAAAAUGGAGAAAGUUCAGGUGCAAAUAAAAAUGAAGAAAAUGGGCCAAGUUCCAAUUCUUCGAACGCCAGACCUAGAGAGGGCUACGACGUUAUAAAACUAGAUGGGGUUUUGAAUUUCGGACAAAUAAGAUGUGGUGAUCACGAUGAAGUAAUAGUAUUUGCGAGCGCUAAACGACCGACAGCUCAACCGCAAAAUGGCGACCAACCAAAUGGCGGACACGUCCGUUUCCGUCGAGGCGAGAAACCAGUAGUUAUAAACGACAACCAAGAAGACGGUGACAACCAAAAUGAAAAGCGUAACCUAAAACGUCCCCACGAUGUAAACCAAGGUGCGUCAACAUCGCGAGAACCAGAAACCAGUACACCGCAACCAAAAACCCAACGGGAAAAUGAAAAUCAAGAAAAUGAACAGCCAAUUGACUACAGGAUUGAACCACGCCAUCACGUGCUAUACGUGAAUGUUGGUCCUCAAAUGAAUACAUAUAGAUUCCCACGGGAAUUCUCAGCGCCUGAUAUGCCCGUGACUCUGGGAUUCAAUGCGCAAAGACGCCAUGUUGAAUCCAGUUCACUAGUAACCGAUUUUGCGAUUCGACGUUUUGGAAGAGCUGAUGGAGAAGAUGUUAAUAUAAUACAUAUAGGUCCCAACGGCCCAGUAGUGGUAGGACAGGACACAGGUUCGAGACCGGACAGGUCAAAUUUAAGAUUCUUAUCCGUUAACGGAUACAGAAACAUAACGGAUCGCAGUCUAGUCCAUCUAGCAACUGCUGCGCCGAAUUUAACCUAUAUCGAUUUUAGUGAAACCAAUAUAACGGAAACGGGUGCCGAAAAUUUUAGAAGUUUACGACCCGAUUGCAAAUUAAUACACUCAAAGUUUCCGGAGAAUAAAGAA
Brenthis ino (lesser marbled fritillary) is the source of this 2793-nucleotide messenger RNA. The record is from the annotation of a GenBank genome assembly. NCBI's taxonomy places the organism in Eukaryota, Metazoa, Arthropoda, Insecta, Lepidoptera, Nymphalidae.